Molecule: messenger RNA, 2479 nt
Organism: Paecilomyces variotii
Lineage: Eukaryota; Fungi; Ascomycota; Eurotiomycetes; Eurotiales; Thermoascaceae
Product: Nulp1-pending protein
Exons: 1
Coding region: 169-2391 (740 amino acids)
Biological process (GO): ribosome-associated ubiquitin-dependent protein catabolic process; rescue of stalled cytosolic ribosome
Cellular component (GO): RQC complex
Source: RefSeq, a predicted model, not a curated record
AGCAAGACUGCAAUUAGAACCAGCACGCCACAACCGUCUACAGGUCAUAUCCUCAUAUUCCCAUACCCUCAUACCCUCAUUCUAGGUGCUUACAAACCACCUGUGUCGAUGCAAUUGUCUGCGAAUAUUCUUGAAGUCGCGUGAUUCACCCUUCUCGCAACAGUUCCGAUGUCGACGCGUGCUCUGCGGAAGCUGCAAAAGCAGCGCGAGCAGGAAGCACUGCAUGCUGUGCUACAUGAGGAUGAGGGAGAAGAGGAAUCCAGUGAAGAGGAGGUUGAGAAGCAGCCGUCGAAACCAAAGUUCAAUGCAUUUGACCUGCUAAAUGCGGGGGAAGACGAAGACGAAGAAUCGGACGAAGCUCCCUUGGAGACAGCACCUCUGCCCUCAGAACCAAAGCCAGUCUCGAUUUCAUCAACUGCCUCUAAGAAGAAGAACAAGAAGAAGAAGAAAAAGAAGGCCGCCAAGCCAACCGAAGACAACCGCCCUGGAUCCGAUGACACAGAACUAGACGAGAUUGAUAAAGCUUUGAAAGAACUGUCAGCUGGGCAGAACCCCUCAACUACUGCAGAUGAGGGUGCCGCUCGGCUCGAUAAUGCACAGCAGACGCCAUUCCCAAAGACGGCCGACGAACUCCUUUCGAUCGAACCUAAAUUUCUGAAUGCCGUGAAUGAGAUGCGCAAGUUGUUCGGAAAUGUCGCGCUCGAAUCCUUUGACCAGCCAUCAGGUGCUGGUACUGGUCGACGAAGAGAUAGGAACCGAGAAAUGGUUGACUUGGGACGCGCCCUGACAGGCGCUUACAGCCCAGCUAGCAGAGGUCAGAGUCUGGCAGGAGUGGCACUGCGGAGAAAUGUCCUCAUGCAAGGUAAAGACGAGUGGCCACGAGCCCCAAGCGGAGGCUUAGGCAUGGAGGUCGUGGAGAAACUGCCAACCGGUGCUACUGUCUACAAAAUACUCCAUAACCCCGGAUAUGAGGAUGUACAGAGGCAGUUCGAUAUGUGUGUGGAAUCCAUGGACCCGCAGAGAUUGAUUCAUCUUCUACAGUACAAUCCCUACCACAUUUCGACUCUUCUUCAAGUCUCGGAUAUCGCCAAGCACCAAGGUGAUCACGCUGUCUCUGCGGACUUACUCGAGCGAGCACUCUUCAACAUCGGACGGUCCGCCCAUUCGUCUUUCGGGAACCAGCUGAAAGAAGGAAAAGCAAGACUCGAAUUCAAGCACGCUGCAAAUCGUGAGCUCUGGCUGGUCGGUUGGAGAUAUAUUGCGAACCUCGGAAUGAAGGGCACUUGGCGAACGGCAUAUGAGUGGGCUAAAUUACUGCUCAGCCUCGACUUGGAUGAUCCAUAUUGUGUCAACCUUGUAAUUGAUCAUUUGGCCCUUCGAGGUCGACAAUAUGAACAUUUCAUCGAAUUGUGCACACAGACGUUGUUCAGCAGGCGCUGGGAGCAGUUCCCGAAUAUUCAGUGUUCUCUUGCUCUGGCUUACCUUCGUCAUGACAAACCAAAAGAAUGCCGGGAGCAACUUCGCCUGGCAAUGUUACGGUACCCAUGGGUGUUCUGCAAGUUGGCGCAGGAACUCGAUGUCCAGCCAAUGCCGAAACGUAUCUGGGGCAAAAUGCCUCCUACGCAGUCACAAGAGCUUCUCUGUGAGCUCUAUAUGGCCCGUGCCAAGGAUCUCUGGAAUACACCGGAGGCCAUCUCCCUUAUUGUUGAAGUGGCAGAUACUCUUCCCGAGAAGGAAGAACCUGUCGAGCCACCAGAGAUCACACUGGACAUUGCACGUCACGUGGUUCUCUCCGACGUCCCCAGUGUAACGACACAUUUGCCGGGGCGAUUUCUAUCUGGACGCAUCUCCGCCUCUGACCCUCUGCCGCCGUACGAUUCUGAAGCUUUCCGCCAGCAAUCCGAUCCGACGCCAUCGUACCUCGCUCAGACCGCCGAGCUAGGGCGUCCGCAAUGGCUACGCGACUUAAUGGAUCAGCUAAACAAUGGAAUGCUUCACUUCCCGCGAUUCCGACGGGAUGGUGACGAGGAGCUGACUGAAGAGGACGUUCCUCCUGGUGAUCCCACGGAACUCGAAGACUCCGAGCAGCGCCCAUCUAGUGAAAACCAACCUCUACUGAGACAGUGGCUGCUUGGUCCCGGACUGGAGAACCUACAGGGUUUCCUCCGUCAGCACGGCGUUGACCGGGGGAAUUGGGGCGAUGCAAUCGGUUUCUCGCCGUUAAUCGACUACGUAGAAGCGCUCAGCGCUAUUGAACCGGAAUCUGCCAGAGACGGCUUGCUUCACGGUCCUGUGCGAGAAGCCGUGGGAGACAUAGUUGUUGAGAUGCUCGAGGAUGAACUACGGCUGCAGGAUGACGAGCUCAACGACGCCGACGGCCCCUCUCCUUGAGUGGGCAAGUUGCGCUUGGAACAUGAACUGAGAUGACUGCAUGUAAAAUAUAUAUAUCGGGAAGCCCAACUAAAAUUAUUGAUAGAGA